GGGAGGAGGAGGUGGAGGAGCUGUCUUUGGGGAACCAGCAGGAGCCAGACCAUAUCAAUACACCAGCUCAGCUGCAGGAAGAGGAGGACCAGCAGGGCCCUACACUGGAGACAACAAAGGACCACACACAGCAGGCAGAGAGCAUCAUCGAAAACCUGCAGAGGAAGAUCACUUCACUAGAGGGCGCUAUCACCAAAGUGACACCUGAUAGCGAGUCGGCAGACACUGAACCAAUAGAACUUGAGACCCAGCUGAACCCCACAGUAGAGCAGAAUCAGGACCAGGACCUGCAGGCCUUACUGGACCAGUUGCACCAGGAGAGAGACAGUCUGAACAGACUGGUGCAGAAGCUCAGCCUCACAGAGAGAGAGCAGGUCCUGUACACAGAGCCAAGCGGCAGGGGGAAGCGUGGCUCUCGUCUGGACAGCUUCUUGCGGAGCGUGGAGGAGGAGAGGGACUACUACAGACAGGAAGCAGACAGCCUGAGGAGGAUGCUGAGGGGCAGGUGCUCCUGUAGCCCCUGUCGGGGGCACCUCCAGAGCCGCAGCCCCACCCGUCAGCCCCCUGUCAAGGGGGGCAGCUAUGACUCUGAGCUGAUGAGGGUCUUGAGAGAGCGGGACGAGAUGCAGAACAUGCUUGAUAAGUAUGAGCGCCACCUGUCAGAGAUCCAGGCCAACGUGAAAGUUCUGACUGCCGACAGAGACAAGACCAGCAUGCACUACCAGCAGGCCCAGCAGGAGAUAGCGUCGCUGCGUCGCGAGGUGCUGAAAUCCAAGUCGUCGCGCGCAGCUAAGAGCAGUGUCACCGUGUCAGCUCAGAGCAUCCUGAAGCGCGUGGAGGCGGAGAGAGACGUGGCCACGGUCGACCUCCACCGAAUGAGCACAGAGAGGGACAGUCUGAGGGAGAGACUCAAGAUCUCUCAGGAGACAGCCAUCAGUGAGAGGGCUCAUCUGGAGCAGAGGGUGGAGGACCUGCAGACAGCCAUUCUCACUCUGGAGCAUGAGCGAGGGGACCAGAAGAGCCGUCUUGCCCUGAUGAGGGAGUCCAUGAUGGGGCUUGAGGAGGAGGUCCACACCCUGGGCAGGAAGCUGACCGCUGCUGAGGACGAACACAGCAGGACCAGGAACGAGUGUGUCAUGCUGAGACUGUCCAACGGUGAGACACAGAACGCCCUGAGUGACAGCCAGCGCAGACUGACCUCCCGCAUCGGAGAACUACAGAACUCCCAGGAGAGGAACAAACGGCUGGACGAGAAGAACGACUCUCUACUGAGGCAGGUGUCUGGUCUAAGAGAGGAGGUGAGCGGUCUACAGUCCACCAUCACUGACCUGGACCAGAGGAGAGACUCUCUGCAGGAGCAGCUGGAGAACAAGACUGACCUCCUCAAUUCAGCCCACAACCAGCUGGACGACAAAGAGAAAACCAUCAGGAAUCUGAGGUUGACCAUUGAGGAUCUGGAGACAUCAGCAGAGAGUGUUCGUGAGGCGCUGGCAGGGCGGGAGCGGGAGCUGGAGGCUUUGAGGAGGAGGCUGGGGGAUGCGGGGGAGGAGCUGGGGGCUUUGGCCAAGGUGAAGGAUGCCACCCUAAGGGAGAAUGCUCAGCUCCGAGAGGAACUGGACAAGAGCCGUCUCAACAACCAGGCCCUGGAGCUGAAGUCUGAGGACUCUGCCCAGGAGGUGCAGGAGCUGCAGAGGAAGGUACAGGACUAUGUGUCUGACGUCUCCCGCAUCGAGAACCUGCUGUCCUCCAAGCGGCAAUCAACGUUUUCAGACUGGAGUUGGGAGCGGGAGUGCAGGGAGCACCAGGAGGCUCGGCGGCGUGGCUCGGCCCAGGCCGAGAGCUGGGAGGGGCAGGCGCGGCAGGCGGAGGGGAGCAUCAGCGAGCUGAGGCUGGAGCUGAUGACCUCGGACACGGAGAGACGCAGACUCAGGGAGAAGGUGGAGGCUCUGGAGGCCAGUCUGCAGGAGGCGUUGUCUGCAGAGCGGAGCUGCAGCAGCCAGGUGUCCCAGCUCAACAGGAGUCUGCUGCACACCGAGGAGGAGCUGAGACAGGCCCAGGGGGAACACACCGCCACUCAGACUGACCUGGAGAAGACCAGGGAGCUCUGUGUCAAACUGGACGCCAGCAAGGAGGCUGUGCAGUGUGAGCUGGAUGCGUACCGCUCGGAGUUGGAGCUGCUCAGGAAGCAGCUGUCCAGUGAGCGUCUGAGCAUGAAGAGCCUGGAGUCCAUGCUGGUGGCCACCAGGGAGAAGGAGCUACACCGACAGCUCAGCUCCCAGGAGAGACACACCGAGAUCCAGCUGCUCAGGGACAAACUCACCGCGGCCGACAGCAAGGCGAGCUCUCAGAGUAGGGAGGUGGCUACAUUGAGUACUCGUUCGGCACAGCUAGAGGCUGACCUGGACAUGACCAAGAGACAGCUAUCCACUGAGCGGUUUGAGAGGGAGAGGGCAGUGCAGGAGCUGCGUCGUCAGGGUCUGUCAUCAUCGUCCUCUGGUCUGCAUCCCUCCUCCCCUCACCAGCGUCGCUCCCUCAGCCCCAGCAGGCCCCUGUGGUCCACCCCAGACCACCUGUCCAGAGAGAGAUCCCCAGAGAGGAGCCUGGGGUUCAAGGACCUCUACGACUGAACAGAUCUCCCUCAGGAGGAAAGACAACCCAACCUUCUCUCUAGUCCUCACCAUGCUAUGACGUCAUUCUUCAACUGAAACCCUGUGAUGUCAUGAUCCGCGUGAGGACCUCAGGUUCAGAACAACACUCCUAGACCGAAAAUAGAACAAGUGUUAUCUCAAAUGUAUGUUUUAUUAAAUUUCACAAAUGAACUGACA
Messenger RNA from Coregonus clupeaformis (lake whitefish), 2825 nucleotides. RefSeq names its product testis-specific gene 10 protein. The record is from RefSeq and is a predicted model, not a curated record. Lineage: Eukaryota; Metazoa; Chordata; Actinopteri; Salmoniformes; Salmonidae.